UAUUUCCAUCUGUUCACUCAGUGACUUUUUUUUUUGUCAGCAGAAGGUUGCGUCGGAGAAGCUCGUGUGUUUCGGAAAGCGUUCCCUGUGAAAACUGUGACACGUCCAGUUAGCAGGCAGUGGAGCUAGCAGGCUAACUAGCUACUUUUAUUCCCAGUAACACUGCUAGGAAAUGGAGCUACUGCUCUGCAAAACAUCACCCACAGAUGCAUGUGCCCCGGCAGCAAAAUCCUCACUUUAAUUAACCUCUGUGAACGUUUUCUCCCCCCCUCCUCGGAGUGUGAGACAUUUCGGCGACGUUGUCAUCGGAGAGUUUGACAGGAGUGAAAUAUCCCCACUACUGUACUGCACUUGGGCUUUUCUCGUCCAAACCGAAGCAAGAUGGACUCUCAUUCGGCUCGUCUGUCUUGUCAGGGCUCACAUCGACAUUUUGCACGGAGAUGAAAAUGUGUGCUUAGAGGUCAUCGUCAUUGCAUGACAAAGGCUGUGGCAGAUUCAUCUCCAUCACUCAUACAGCAUUUCCAUAGUUUUUCUUGAGUGCGGUAGUACCAUGAAGGGUGGAGGAAGAGGCAAGGAGCCACCUGUUGCAGGGGAGGUCACUGGCAAACGACCCAAACGCAAAUGCCUGCAAUGGCACCCACUUCUCUCCAAAAAGGCUUUGGAUUUCUCCGAGGAGGAAGAAGAAGAAGAUGAAGAGGAACUGGAGAAGCAGCCAGUGAUGUGCAAUCAGGACCGGGAAUCACAGGUGCAGUGUGGAAGCACAACAGAGGAACUGGAGGAGGACCCCAGUGAACAGCGGGCACGCCGACCUAUGAAUGCUUUCCUCCUCUUUUGCAAACGUCACCGUUCUCUGGUCCGGCAGGAACACCCUCGCUUGGACAACCGUGGGGCCACCAAGAUCCUGGCUGACUGGUGGGCAGUGCUGGAGCCCAAAGAGAAGCAGAAAUACACUGACAUGGCCAAGGAGUACAAGGAUGCCUUUAUGAAGGCAAAUCCGGGCUACAAGUGGUGUCCCACCACCAGCAAACCAGUUAAAAGCCCUUCCUGCCAGUCAGUCAGCAAUCCUCGCAAAAAAGUUUGGUCCUUCUCUUGCAACUCAUCCAAGGACUCCACUGCCAAAAAAGUGCCCAAAACUGACAGCAUGCCACAGUUAAACUUUGCCAUGGCAGAUCCUACAAAAAUGGGAGGCCUAAGCAUGUUGCUGUUAGCUGGGGAACAUGCCCUCACAAACAGAGAGAUCCCUUCAAGCACUAAACCUAGUUUACCUGACACACGCAGUGAAGGGAACUCCUUUCCAGAGGACAAGGAAGAGAUGUUGUCUGGAACAAUACCAAACAGAGUGCCUGGCACUACUGAAAGCAGGGUCAAGUCUGCUCUUUCUCCAAUGGCAGAGUCAUCGCUGUCUCUGGCACCUGAAGGAAAACCAUGCAGACAAUCUGCACUCUUUCAGCUUGCUGAGAUGUGUUUAGCAUCUGAGGCCGGAAAAAUGGACACAGUUGUAUCUCAGCCAGAGGACAGCUCCUCUACAGCCUCUAUCCAGCAAACUACCAUCAAGCCAGAGGUCAAGGAGGAGAGAGCAGACACUAACAACUGUCCUCCCUCCCCACAUGCAUCAGCCCUCCUACCUUCACUCUCUUUUGUCACUUCUACCUCCACUGAUGUCAUUCCCCCACAAAUCAGCAGCCAAAAUACAUGUGUCAAAAAGAAGAGCAAGAAAAAAGAUGUGGCCAAAUCAAAUGAAGAUGAUCCGAUGCCUUGUUCAGCAAAGAAGAUAAUCAAGAACUGUAACAAUUCAGAAUCAAACGUGGACAGUGUCUUCAGUACAAUUGAGGCCGUGGCAAAAGGGGCCUGGAUGGGCACAGAGGAAGAUCCCAAGAAGAAGAUCCAGAGCAGUCUUAGUGAUGGAAACUCUGGUUUACCCAAAAAGAAAAGUAGGCCCAAAGCCAAGACCUUUAUCAAAGAGAAAGAGGAUGAGAUGGAUGACAGCAGUGGGCAGUGUGGGCAGUACAGCUCCUCUGAGGUGGAGAAGAAGGAAGAGAUUACAGUUUGUCCCAAGACAGAAGCAGAAGAAGCAAAUAUAGAAAGCACAGACCUCCAGGGUCACAUGGCAGAAUCCUAUUUCUCCCCUUGCAGCCAUUCACCUGUUAAACUCAAAGAGGAGGACAGGGGGAAGGAGAGGGUGAGUGAUGCAACCUCUGAGUCCAGCGCAGAAAACCGUGGCUCCAGGAAAUCAGAGCGGAGCUGUAAAGGCGCCUUGUAUAAAACUCUUGUCUCCGAGGGCAUGCUGGCAUCGCUGAGAGCCAAUAUUGACCGAGGUAAACGAGGUGCUGUCCGUGCUUCUGAUCAUGAUGCUAACUGGGGUGAUGACAGCUGGACAGUUUCACAGAUGGGACCUAAUAACCCCAAGAAGCUGAAAAAGUCCAAGUCCAAAGAUGAUUCUUCACAACAAGGCUUAGGGAAGCUGGAGGAGGAGUUUGAGAAGAAGUUUAACAGCCUGCCACAGUAUAGCCCAAUGACUUUUGAUAAGAAGGGGACAGCUGUCGCAAAGAAAAAGAAGACUGAUGGUUCAUCUGUUCAAGAGGAUGCCUCUAAUGCUAGAAAAGGGCCAUCUCCAUCUCAGAAAAAGACUUCAUUCCACAAGAUUGUUAGGAAGCACAAACACAAAAAGGAGAAAGCACGUGCAGUGGACGAAGCCGUGGUAGAGAGUGAUUCCAUGAUGCUGGAUUCAGCUUCAAAAGCCAAAUCAUGUGCCCCUGUUGCCAUAAUGUGCCCUGAUGUCCAGGGUAUGACUAACAUGGAGAUGCUAGUUGGUAGCCAGAAGAGGAAGGCUAGGAAGACCAAGAUCACACACUUGGUUCGCACAGCUGAUGGCAGCGUUUCUCCAGCUGAAGAGGACAAAACAAGGGACCUGAACCAGGAACAGGAUAAGAAGCCAUUAUCCCAACAGAAUUUAUGCAAUGAAAAAGGGUGCUACAGUAAUCCCAGAGCAGAGGAGGCAGAGAGGAGCACCGUACCACAAGAGCUACCUGCUUUCUUGAGCUUGGCUGCCCUUGCUGAGGUAGCAGCCAUGGAAAACGUUCACAGGGGCCAGAGAGGUUUGGCCGAGAGUCAAAAGACGGAGCUCGGCCAGACAGCAGUUCUCAUCUCCUGUGCUGAUCAGUGAAACUCUGCUGCUGCUGGUAUAUGAAGCCACAAAACGGACAUUGGCAGUGUAGCUUUACUUUCCUCAGUGGUAACCCCACGCUGAGUGAAGACUUGAUCAGGAAGCUUGGGACAGACUCCACCUUCCCCCUCGUGGUGAAUUUGCUUGAGCAGGGAUUUAUGGUGGGGGAAAGAGACCCUCUCCUCAUCGUCCCUGCUCCCUGCUCUCUCAGUGUUUUCCCCUGAAGCCUUCCUUUAGUUGAGGGUGGAUGCCUUUCUUAAGUCCUCGCCCUGCUUAGAUUUUCUAUUAGGACCUGUGGAAGAACCAAGCUGUCUCCUAGUGCAUGGCUUCCCUUAUAGAGAUGGUUGUCAUGGGUUUAUUGUGCACUGUUUUGUCAAAUAGAGGCCAUUUUUAAGGUCAAGUCCUGCGAUUGAAAAAAUGGCAUUUUAGGUAGGGAAAAUACCCGACACUGCAUUUGUUUUGUAGGCAAACACAGCUUUCUGGCAUCUUUUUACCUCACACACACCUGCUGAAGAGUUCCCUCCACCUCUGCUACAAUACCUCUAUAUUUAAAUAGCUCUUAUCCCUUCCAGUCCUUCCAGCUUCAACCCAAAAUUACUUUAACCAGGGUAAAUUAUAAUGAUGGAUAGACCUCUACUACCAACUACUUGCAUAAUGUUUCUGUGUGGUACACUAAUAGUGUACUCAAAUUAUGAAGAAAUCAUGGCUGAGUUGUUGAUAUGUGCGCUUAGAUGAUGCUACUUAUAAACAGUGUGUGGUAGCUACCAAUAAUCAUGUUAGACUGAAUGUGAAAAGUAGGCCUGUGCAUACCCUUGCUUCUGAACCAGAGGGGACUGUAGCUGAGGGUGUUUGCUCUGUUUAUCUUUGAAUAGUAAGUUCACAGUGUCUCAGUGAGGCUUAUGAGACUGUAGGUCUGCUAAUAAACUGCUUAUUGUGACGGGGAGGUUGAGUGAAACUGAUUAAAAUAUAGCCUUAAACCUCCCACCUCCACAUUCUUUGCCAUGACAAAGCCCUCAACUAGCUUCUUUUUCUAUGUCAUCACAGUCCCAGAGUUAGAGUAAACAUUUUUCAAUAGUGAAUUGCAGUCUUUGUCAAUACUUGAUCUUAUUGCAGUUUGCGUAGCAGUGAGAAAGGUGAAAUUCUUGUGUGCAACUUAUUUUCUGGAUUUUUAUUUUUUUUUUUUGGGUUUUUAUUGUUGGUGUUUAUUCCGUAAAAACUGCACUAAUUCAUUGCUGAAGUUUGAGUUGCUCAUGAAAGGGUAAUGAUAAAAUGCCUCGUCUCCACCAGUCAUGGUUCUUAUGCCAUAGCCUGUCUCAAUAGUGUCUUUAAUGCCCUCAGGACCUGGCUAAAGCCAGCUACAAGUUGCUACACAAAGGGUCAGGUGUUAGUCAGUCUCAAUGAAUUAUUUCUUUUAUUAAAUUGUUUUGUAUUACAAGUCUCAUAAAAUGAGCAAGUUAGUCAAAAAAAAUAAACAAAACAAUGCAGAAUUAAAUUUGCUGUUUUUGUUUUUCUGAUUUUGUGCGCAAACCAAAUAUGGAUUUGAUGUGACAAAAUCAGACAGCACUGUGCUUUGGUUCCUCUUAGACCUAAUGGUGACGAGGCAUUUAUUAAUUCCCCACUUGUUUCCUUUUGGCCUUUUGAGAUUUUAUUGCCAAGUAAUGGUCUAUUCAGAGGUCACAUGUAAUCAAUGUUCUGAUUGUAGAAGUAUUUAUAUAUACAUGGAACUUGGUGUUCUUUAUUUUGGGUUUUUUAUGUUUGGUCAGAAUCAUUACAUUCCCCACGUCUGUCUUGGCCAUACUUCUGUGUAAUGUUUAUCAGCUGUAAAAAUGCAUAAGGAUGCAGUUAUACUGCAGGUUUCUUGUCUUCCCAAGAGCUGGUGGAACCUGGAAGAGCUGCUGACACAUGCUAAUCGAGGCUAAAUGAGAGCUGUGCAGACUGCCCAGCAAUACCUCUCUCCUCCUGACCCAACAGCCUUUUGUUCCUCUGUGUAGACCAGUACUACAUCUGUCACAUUUUAGAUUCAGUCACAUUUAUAAGUUGUGUCGCUUUUUGUUUUCCUAUUUUACCAUUCUAACUUUAUAAGUGUGUGCAUUUAUGAUGUUCUUUUAAGUAGGUACUUGACGAACUUCAUUGGUUUUUCCUGAGGUCAAGUUUACUGGACUGUUGUCAAAAAAGUUCAAGCUCAUAGAGAAUGAAACAUCUGUGCUUACAUGGUAAGCAAGUAGGCAUUGAGAAAUUGGUGGCUUUUUCACCUGUGGAGGUAUAUAUGAGUGUACUUCAAAAAGUUCUUGGCCUCAUCCAGAUGCAAGAGACAAAACUCUCAUUUUGGGGCAUAAUUAUAUACUAUAAGCCUAAUAUCACUUCCACAAAAAUUCAAAUGAUUGUUGCAAUUUCUUUGCAAGGAGAGGAUAGACUGGAGCUGGUGUGCUGUUGCUCCAGGACAACGUACCGUCCACACAGCACAGGUAGCAGUCAGCACAGGUGCACAGCGCGCCACUUCUAAACUUUCCUCUUCUUUUUUCUUUGGUUAUUUCAAAAAAUGUGACUUUUCCUGGACAGUGAUGGCAGCUUUCUAGUAUUCAGCUGCUCUCCAAAAUGGGAGUUACGUCAUUUCCGGGUAAAGCUGAGAAGUGGUAAAAAUACUCUCAUAUAUGUCCAUGACCGCUUCAGAAAUUCUUUGGUAUGUGUUAAGAAUGCUUUUUGACACUUAAUGACAGGACAGUCAAAUAAGAAACAUAUGGGUCUUAGUGAUUUGUUAUGUAUUAAAAUAGUAUGUAUUUUUCCUAAAUCAAGGCAUUGUUACAUGGUAAUGAUGUUUGCUUACGUAGGCCCUUGUGUGUAAGUAGUGGUUUACAUGCAACAAAUCUAUAGUUCCUCUAUGAAUUUGUGCUUGAACUCUAACAAACUUACUGCAUGUUUCCAAGUUAAAAUUACAGGACCCACAGUAUGCCAAUGUGUGUGUGUGUGUAUAUAUGUAUACACACACACACACACACACACACACACACACAGAUAUGACAGAAAGCUAUUUUAAGGAUGCUAUCAUUCAAGCAGUAAACUGUAUAGUUCUUCCACUGGUGGCCAUCAGUGUAAUUCUUUGCAAAGACAAAGAAAUUGUCUUCCCCCCCAAAAUAGAGAUAUAUUUCUUUAUAGCAAGUGAGUUUAUUGACAUUUGCCAAAGAAAGGGAAAGGUAUAUUCAAAUGGAAAUCCUGUUUAAAAAAAAAAAGCUUGCAUAACAGUUGCACUGAAUUUUUUAGGUUUUUUAAAUAUUCAGGUAACAAUAUUAGCACAAUUCAUCCUGUGUAUCAAA
Amphiprion ocellaris (clown anemonefish) is the source of this 6474-nucleotide messenger RNA. RefSeq names its product BBX high mobility group box domain containing. Gene Ontology annotation, biological process: regulation of transcription by RNA polymerase II. The transcript has 16 exons. Lineage: Eukaryota; Metazoa; Chordata; Actinopteri; Pomacentridae. Bases 551 to 3163 code for a protein of 870 amino acids. The record is from RefSeq and is a predicted model, not a curated record. Gene Ontology annotation, molecular function: RNA polymerase II transcription regulatory region sequence-specific DNA binding; DNA-binding transcription factor activity, RNA polymerase II-specific. Gene Ontology annotation, cellular component: nucleus.